Molecule: messenger RNA, 1645 nt
Organism: Gadus macrocephalus (Pacific cod)
Lineage: Eukaryota; Metazoa; Chordata; Actinopteri; Gadiformes; Gadidae
Gene: hagh
Product: hydroxyacylglutathione hydrolase
Exons: 9
Coding region: 87-1022 (311 amino acids)
Biological process (GO): glutathione metabolic process
Cellular component (GO): mitochondrion
Molecular function (GO): hydroxyacylglutathione hydrolase activity
Source: RefSeq, a predicted model, not a curated record
GGAGGUUAAAGUUGAUAUGUGACGCAAAACUACGCGCCAACCAAACCCAAAAGAACCAGUUUACCUUAUUGCAUAUCAGCGUUGUUAUGUUAUUCAGGUCAUUGAUAACGAAUGCCUGCACUCUUGGUUUUCUCGGAGCUGCAACGACUUACAGCCUUGUCCCUGUGAAAGUGAAAGCCCAGGCUGCUGCUCUCAUCCACAACCUAGUGAGGAAGUCAUCGGUUGUCGAACAAUCCAACAUGAAGAUUGAACUACUUCCAGCGCUCAGUGACAACUACAUGUACCUUGUGAUCGAUGUUGACUCCAAAGAAGCAGCUAUUGUCGACCCCGUCGAGCCGAUCAAGGUUAUUGAAGCAGUCAGAAAACAUGGAGUACGACUCACAACAGUGUUGACAACCCAUCACCAUUGGGAUCAUGCCGGUGGGAAUGAGAAGAUGGUAAGGUUGAUGCCGGGACUAAAGGUGUAUGGAGGGGAUGACCGAGUUGAUGCCCUCACGAAGAAAGUCACUCAUUCCAACACCCUCAAAGUUGGCUCCCUCACUGUGAAAUGCCUGUUCACUCCAUGUCACACGACCGGCCACAUCUGUUACUAUGUAACCAAAGAAAACAGCACCGAACCCCCAGCAGUGUUCACAGGUGACACGCUCUUUGUUGCCGGCUGUGGUAAAUUCUUUGAAGGCACGGCGGAGCAGAUGUACAAGGCCCUGAUAGAGACUCUUGGGAAACUUCCACCUGAGACGCGUGUAUACUGCGGUCACGAGUACACCGUCAGCAAUCUGAAAUUUGCACGACACGUGGAACCAGACAAUGAAGACAUUCUUAAGAAGCUAGAGUGGGCCAAGGAACAAUGUGACAAGGGUGAACCUACCGUUCCAUCCACUGUGGCAGAUGAAUUCACAUACAACCCUUUUAUGAGAGUAAAGGAGAAGUCUGUGCAAGACCAUGUUAAACAGACUGAGGCUAUUAACACAAUGAGAAGUCUACGGAAAGAGAAGGAUAGCUUUAAGGUCCCAAAGCUGUGAAGCUCAUUGCGUGAAUAUGAUCUCUGCAUGCAAUUGGAAACACAAUCAGUCUUAUUUUUUAUUUCUCAAAAUUGAGCUAAAAAGCUGGAAUCCAAUGUAAUAUUUAUUUAAAAAACUGAAACUUAUGGUGAUGGGGCAUUCUAAGUAAGUUAUGUUUUAAAACGGAAAAAUAUAAAAUAAUUCAUUUUUUUUUACAAAUACAUAUUUUGGGGGAAUGCUGCAGGAGCCAAUCUGGCAUAAUGCUUGAUUUUAGAUUAUAUGAGGAAGAGAACUUUUACCUGUAAAUAAUUUCCACUGUAAUGUAAUGGCUAAUUCCGAAAUAGUUUUUUGUUAACGUAUAACACUUUCACAAUGUGUCUACAGAGAGCUUUUUGAUUAAUAUAUAUUACUUGUCUUAAUAUGUUGUCGAUUAUUUUUUGUUGUGUAGAAGCUUUAUUGAUAAACAUUCUAUCAAGGAUGAUCCAUAUACAGAAAUCACAUAUUUGGAAAUUAUUUCUACUUGAGUUUACAAUAAUUUCUUCAUGUAGUCCAUAUUUGUCUGUUAAUCAUCAAAGGUAAAAAGUUGGAAUGAUUCUGUUAAAUUAGAUAUAAACCACCUGCAGUGCAAUAUAUAACCCAUUCUU